This is a messenger RNA of Rhizophagus irregularis DAOM 181602=DAOM 197198, 690 nucleotides long. NCBI's taxonomy places the organism in Eukaryota, Fungi, Glomeromycota, Glomeromycetes, Glomerales, Glomeraceae. The record is from RefSeq and is a predicted model, not a curated record.
UUCUAACCACUACAUUUUAAAAUUUUUUUUUUUUUCCAAUUUAUUUUAACGACUGAACCUUCUUGUUGUAAAGAAAGGUCACUUUUUAAAAGAGAAUAUUUUAAUAGUUGAUCAUACCAAAUUUUUUAAAAAUUUGUUCUUUCAAUAUGACUCAACAAGCUUGGACUAUUGCUGACUUGCCUCAUCGUAGCUGGAAAUUAAAAUAUUUACCAGACGAAUUUCGAGCUGAAGAUAUAAAAGAUGAAAGCCAUCCUUAUUACAGUCUAUUACAAGUUUUCGAUACAUUACGGGAUACAAGUUACACUACGGAUGAUAUUCCGGUGCUUUCCAUAUUGGAACCAAAAUUGAAACAGAUCGGCAAGAUCAUUGAUAAACUGAUCGACUUACCAGGACCAUACGUAAAAGGAAUUUUUGAUUUUACAGCCUUGUCAGCUUAUGUUCAUACCAUUAAUGAUUUAUGGUCAAAGAAGAAUCAAUUACUUUUAACUCCAAUAUGGAGAGAUGUAGGAUAUUCUUAUACUGAUUGUUUUGAUGAAGAUAUAAUUGAAAUUAAUGUUCUUACAACACUGUUUCAAACGAGAGUAAUAUUAGAUUGGUGGCUUGGAAAACCCCAAUUUGAUUUUUGGAUCGGCAUCAUUGACCUAAAUUUCGACACAUUUCCGACUCAAUUAGAAGCAUACGUUCAUUGGU